Morchella importuna is the source of this 1449-nucleotide messenger RNA. RefSeq lists its product as uncharacterized. The coding region runs from base 1 to 1449 and encodes 482 amino acids. NCBI's taxonomy places the organism in Eukaryota, Fungi, Ascomycota, Pezizomycetes, Pezizales, Morchellaceae. The record is from RefSeq and is a predicted model, not a curated record. Gene Ontology annotation, cellular component: nucleus. The transcript is spliced from 2 exons. Gene Ontology annotation, biological process: nucleotide-excision repair; base-excision repair, AP site formation; base-excision repair. Gene Ontology annotation, molecular function: DNA binding; DNA-(apurinic or apyrimidinic site) endonuclease activity; oxidized pyrimidine nucleobase lesion DNA N-glycosylase activity.
AUGUCUACUCGGAAGGCAGCGCGUGCUGCUGCGACUGUUGGCAAGAGAGUACUUGUAGCUGAUACAAGUAACAAUACAAAUACCAAUAAUAAUAAUAAUUUCACGAAACGACCGCUACCGCAACCACGACCACCCCCAGUAGCACGGAAGAGAUCUCCGGAACAACAGCCAGAGGUCGAAGUAUCACGUGAAGACGACGACGACGACGACGACGACGACGCGCUAAGCUCCGAGUUGAGCUCUGUGGCUACUUCUGACACUGCGUCUGAGUUCGAAUUGAGCGAUGGCGAGAAAGAAACAACAUCGCGGUACUUCCAGAAGUCACGAUUACCAGCAAACAGUAGGGGGCGGCGUGGAAAACUAGGAGCGAAGAUAGAGGAAGCAAUAAAGGCGGAGCCCUCCCCCGAACUCGGCGACCUGCCUGCACACCUCAAGCCCUCCAGCACCAACAAACGCAAGCAUGGGACAACCAAAAAGAACAGCACACCCUCCACGAACCCUCCGCCAAACUGGCAAGCGAUGUACGCUGCUGUCCGCGAAAUGCGCUCCCGCAUCCCCGCCCCAGUAGACACCAUGGGCUGCGAGCGCCUCGCGGACGCUGCCUCAACCCCCAAGAUUCGCAGAUUCCAAACCCUCGUGUCCCUCAUGCUCUCCAGUCAGACGAAGGAUACUGUUAACGCCGUUGCUAUGAAACAGCUUCGGGAGGGACUCCCUGGGGGUCUCUGUUUAGAGAGCAUCCUCGCCGUAGAGCCAAAGCGCCUCGAUGAGCUCAUUCACAUCGUUGGUUUCCACAACCGUAAAACAAUAUACCUCAAAUCCACCGCGGUCCUCCUACGCGAUCGCUUUAGCGGCGACAUCCCCAACACUAUCGCAGACCUCUGCUCUCUCCCUGGGGUUGGGCCAAAAAUGGCACACUUGUGUAUGUCGGCUGCCUGGGAUGAUACGCAGGGUAUUGGCGUGGACGUGCAUGUCCAUCGGAUCACUAAUAUGUGGGGAUGGGUGAGCACCAACACGCCCGAGGAGACAAGGAUCGCACUAGAGGCAUGGCUGCCGAGAGACAGGUGGAGGGAGAUUAAUCACCUUCUUGUUGGCUUUGGGCAGAGCGUGUGUUUACCUAGAGGACGCAGGUGUGGGGAGUGUAGUCUCGCUGAAACAGGGUGGUGUCGAGGGGCCUGGGUUGGGGUGCCAAAGGCGCGGAGGGGCAAUGCUGUAAAGGCUGAAGUAAAGGACGAGGAGGAUGUAGAGGAAGAAGAGAUCAAAGAGGAGGAUGGCGCAGAUGAAAGUGCAGCGAAGGACAUAAAGGAGGAGCCAGGUAUCAAGAUGGAGAAAGGGGAGAGCAUGAGCCCCGUACAGAGCAAGAGACGGAAAGUCAAAAUCGAAGAUGAAGGUGAAGGUGACAGUGCCAACAUUGCCGAUAUAGAGGACGUUAUCCCGGACCUGCAACGGUAG